Messenger RNA from Setaria italica (foxtail millet), 2605 nucleotides. Its product is annotated as probable metal-nicotianamine transporter YSL14. Lineage: Eukaryota; Viridiplantae; Streptophyta; Magnoliopsida; Poales; Poaceae. The coding region runs from base 143 to 2317 and encodes 724 amino acids. The transcript is spliced from 6 exons. Gene Ontology annotation, molecular function: oligopeptide transmembrane transporter activity. Gene Ontology annotation, cellular component: membrane. The record is from RefSeq and is a predicted model, not a curated record.
CUGUACAUACAGCCACUUCACAGCGCAUCAUCCCCCCAGCCUUUUUCUUCCAUUCUCCCGGAAGUCUCUCCAGCCCCGGCCGUCCCUCUCCAAAAGGCAGCCACCCGCACACCAACCCGAGCGCAGGCGAGCCGCCAGCCAAAUGGCACCUCACACCACCACCGCGGCGGGAGGCGGCGGCGGGGGCGACGAGGAGGUGUCGGAGGCGGCCGCGUCCCCGGCGCUGCGGCACCGCCACGCGGGCAAGGGCGCGGGCGAGGCCGGGGACGACGAGGGGAUGUGCGGCAAUGGCACCGCCGGGGCGGGCGACGCGGCGUCGGUGGAGCGGGUGUUCGCGGACAAGGCGGUGCCGUCGUGGCGGGAGCAGCUCACGCUGCGGGCGUUCGUCGUCUCCGCGCUGCUCGCCGUCAUGUUCAGCGUCAUCGUCAUGAAGCUCAACCUCACCACGGGGAUCAUCCCCUCGCUCAACGUCUCCGCGGGGCUGCUCGGCUUCUUCUUCGUCCGCAUGUGGACCGCCGCAGUCGAGCGGAUGGGGUUCCUCCGCCAGCCCUUCACGCGCCAGGAGAACACCGUCAUCCAGACCUGCGUCGUCUCCGCCUACGGCAUCGCGUUCAGCGGUGGGUUCGGCAGUUAUCUAUUUGGAAUGAGUGACAAAAUAGCUAACCAAGCAACAGAGGCUAAAGAUGCUAAUAAUAUAAAGGACCCACACCUUGGCUGGAUGAUAGGGUUCUUAUUCCUUGUCAGUUUCAUUGGGCUAUUGGCACUUGUGCCCCUAAGAAAAAUUAUGAUUGUUGACUACAAGCUGACCUAUCCAAGCGGCACAGCCACUGCAUAUCUCAUCAAUGGUUUUCACACACCUGAGGGCGCCAAGCUUGCAAAGAAGCAAGUAAAGACACUGGGCAAGUACUUCGUCUUUAGCUUUUUCUGGGGCUUUUUUCAGUGGUUCUACACAGCAGGGGAUGACUGUGGAUUCAAAAAUUUCCCAACGUUGGGUCUUGAAGCUUAUAACAACAGGUUCUUCUUUGACUUCUCUCCUACAUAUGUUGGAGUUGGCAUGAUCUGCCCAUACAUUGUGAAUGUGUCUGUUCUGCUGGGCGGUAUCCUCUCUUGGGGUGUAAUGUGGCCUCUCAUUGCCAAGAAGAAGGGGAGUUGGUACCCAGCUGACGUUGGAGACUCAAGUCUACAUGGACUGCAGGCUUACAGGGUUUUUAUUUCCAUUGCUUUGAUUCUUGGGGAUGGUUUAUACAACUUCAUUAAGGUGCUGAUCCGCACAAUCGCGGGCUUCAUAUCAAUGGUUCAGCAAAAUUCAAAAAGCAUGCUUCCCGUUUCAGACCAUGGCAGUUCCAUGUCCACUGCUGAAGCUGUAUCCUUCGAUGAAGAACGUCGCACUGAGCUUUUCCUGAAAGAUCAAAUUCCCAAGUCAGUUGCAUAUGGAGGCUAUGCCGCAGUUGCCGCUGUAUCGAUCGGCACCCUUCCUCAGAUCUUCCCGCAGCUCAAGUGGUACUACAUUUUGGUUGCCUAUGUCGUGGCACCUGUGCUGGCCUUCUGCAACGCCUACGGAAGUGGCCUCACCGACUGGUCUCUCGCCUCCACCUACGGCAAGCUCGCCAUCUUCGUGUUCGGCGCAUGGGCCGGCCUCGCUCAGGGCGGCGUGCUCGUCGGCCUCGCGGCGUGCGGCGUCAUGAUGAGCAUCGUGUCCACGGCCUCCGACCUGAUGCAGGAUUUCAAGACCGGGUACCUGACGCUGGCGUCGCCGAGGUCUAUGUUCAUCAGCCAGGUGAUCGGAACCGGGAUGGGGUGCGUCAUCGCGCCCUGCAUCUUCUGGCUGUUCUACAAGGCGUUCGGCGACAUCGGCGAGAGCGGGACGGAGUACCCGGCGCCCUACGCCAUCGUGUACCGCAACAUGGCCAUCCUCGGCGUCGACGGCUUCGGCUCGCUGCCGAAGAACUGCCUCACCCUCUGCUACAUCUUCUUCGCGGCGGCGAUCGCCAUCAACCUGGUGAGGGACCUGACCCCGAACAGGGUGUCGAGGUUCAUCCCGCUGCCGAUGGCGAUGGCGAUCCCCUUCUACAUCGGGUCCUACUUCGCCAUCGACAUGUUCCUGGGCUGCGCGAUCCUCUUCGUGUGGGAGCGGCUGAACAAGGCGAAGGCGGACGCGUUCGGCCCCGCGGUCGCGUCGGGGCUGAUCUGCGGAGACGGGAUCUGGACACUGCCGCAGUCUAUCCUGGCUCUGGCCAAGGUGAAGCCCCCGAUUUGCAUGAAGUUUUUGUCGAGAGCAACCAAUGCCAAGGUGGACAGCUUCCUCGGAUUGUCGUGAUUACAGGGAGAGCUACGGCAAGUAGCGCGCUUCAUCCUGUAAUUAUCGGCGCAAGAUGUUUUGCCAGGCGACUGCUUUGCAGAAAAGCAAGAAAUGUUUUGAUGUGGAGUGAUCGCAGCUGGUCCGUGCAGUCUCAAAUGUUAAGAGCUUGUACUCCACAUCCCUAUGCGGCAACGCCUUUUGAGCUCAUUCAUGACUUGGUGUAUUUCACGUUUUUCUUGAAAAGGAAAAAAAACAAUAGGCUUGUAUAUAAUCACAUUUUAGGCCUCGUUUGGAGUGCUAAGCUUU